Klebsormidium nitens is the source of this 2434-nucleotide messenger RNA. NCBI's taxonomy places the organism in Eukaryota, Viridiplantae, Streptophyta, Klebsormidiophyceae, Klebsormidiales, Klebsormidiaceae. The record is from the annotation of a GenBank genome assembly.
AUUUCAACAAGCACACAAAGUUCUUCAACUUCAAUCUUCAGAAUCAAGGCCCAGGCCCAGGGCCAGGGCACAAACGUACAGGCAGCAGGGGCAGCUGCAAAAGGAAAGCAGAGAUAGCUGCAGUCAGAUCAUGCAGUUCUUUGAAGCUUGCCCCCAUCAGACUGAGCUAUGAAACUCUAGUACUCUCCACAAGUGUGAGCACCCCGAAGAUGGCGCCCAAUUGGCACGUGGUUCCUUCGCAAGCAUGGGUGCUGUUGGUCGUAAUUUGCUGCCUUGGAACCGCCCAUGUCACCGGCAGUAUAAUUGGAAAUGCCAGUCUGUCAAGCAGUCUGCAGCUGGGUCUGCAAUACAAAGGCGUGGAAUUGCAUCAUGCUAGGGCGCAAGACGUGGAGAGGAGGGGGCUGCUUGGAGAGGCAGACAUGAAGAUCUACGGCUCUGUUAUAAAACGGGGGUAUUAUUACGUGCCAGUCCGACUCGGCACCCCCCCCCAAGACUUUGCAUUGAUUGUUGACACUGGGAGCACCGUCACGUAUGUCCCAUGCUCUACGUGCACACAUUGCGGACAGCAUGCGGAUCCGCGCUUCACACCCUCCUCCUCAAGCACGUACCAGCCCCUAGUAUGCAGCGAUCCGGAAUGCGAGUCUCGACAGUGCGAUGCUGCGCAGCAGUGCAGGUACCAACGUCACUAUGCCGAGAUGAGCAGCACCAGCGGCCUCGUUGCCACUGACGUCAUCGACUUUUUCGCUCACCACACACUCGGCGAGCCCCGCAUCAUGUUCGGGUGCGAGUUGAUCGAAACGGGGGACUUGUAUACGCAACAGGCUGACGGGAUCACGGGGCUUGGGCGGGGUCACUUCUCGAUCGUGACCCAAAUGGCUAACCAGGGCGCGAUGGAGGACGUGUUUUCGCUCUGCUACGGGGGGAUGGAAAAGGGCAACGGAAUGAUGGUAUUGGGUGCUGACCAACCCCCCCCAGAUAUGAAGUUCACGCCCUUCGACCCGGCCCGAGAGCGCAGCCCGUACUACAGCCUGGUCAUUGCGGGCAUGAGCGUCGGGGGGAGAGCCCUCUCGCUCGCGAGCACCGCGUUCCAGAACGGUUACGGGGCGGUCCUUGAUAGCGGGACCACGUUUACGUACCUCCCGCCGCCCGUGUGGGCAGUGUUUCAAUCGCAGUUCCUGGCCGGAAUCAAGCUCCCCCGCAUUGCCGGCCCCGAUCCCAAGUACCCGGACAUCUGCUUCUCAGGCGCAGGGGACGAUCUCACGCAGCUCGCCGCGCACUUCCCGACGGUCUCCUUCGAAAUGGGGGGAUGGCAGGGGGCCCCCUGGAGCCUGGAGCUAGCCCCCGAAAACUUUUUGUUCAAGCACGCCGAGCCGGGCGCCUACUGCCUCGGGUUGUUUGAGAACCAGGACCAGGGGUCGCUGAUUGGAGGCAUCACCGUUCGCAACAUGCUGGUUCGCUACGACCGCGUUAACAACCGCUUCGGCUUCGUCCGCCGGGACUGCGCCGAUCUCCUCGACGCCCCCAAACAAACCGCCUCCCCAGAAUCGACCCAGGCUCCGGUUCCGGUUCCGUCAAGCGGACAGACGGAAACGGAACCAGAGACGGCCGGAACGCAUGCCCCUGCAACCCUUCCGCCGUCCCCCCCAGAAAAGACCCAAAGCGCUUCGCCCACGCAAGGGGCGGGAAUGGGCUCUCCACCACCACCUGUGGAAGCGUGUGCCACGUGUCGAGUUGGGGAGAUCCGCGUGAGCAUGGAGCUUAUGAUCGACAUGGAAACGUGGAACCGCCUGACGCCCAUCUUUGUGGAUGAUCUUUCACAACAGCUGCAAGUUGCAUCGACCCAGUUGGAAGUAGUGGGCGCCCGGCGGCUUCCCACCCCCCCGGGGGGGGUGUCAGUAGAUUUAGUAAUUCACCCCGGGCCCGGGUUGGCCGCGUUUGAAUCCGGGGGGGAGCAGCGGAUUGUGGGCGGGCUAGAAAGGAACGAGGUGGUCCUUCCCGAGGUCUUCGGGGAGUACAGCGUAACCAGCAUACACCGGCUGCCGGCAGGGGCCGCCGCGGCGCCAAUGGCCGCCACACAAACUGCGGCGAGGGCUGUUGGCAAAGUUGUCGGAACCCUAGCGGGGGUAGCGGUUCUGCUGGCGGGUCUAGGUUACUUGGGUUACAGGAGUUGGACAAAGAGGAACGCUUCGAAGUAUGUAACCAUGGAGCAAAUAGAAGAAAACGAAGCGGAGAGGGAAGUGUUGAGACCGCCCGAGGGUGAGGAUAUUGAGUUAGCCGAGUCACAGAGGACAUAGUACAUGCCAUUUAAUCAUUUUCAAAGAAAUGCAACAUGCUCUCCCGCUUUAGCAGCCACGCCGGUUUGAGUAACUUGUCAUUUUUGAACAGCGUGCACGGGUUGAGCGCGAAACCCGAGGGGUUAGCAAAUGAAUGAUCC